ACUGUUUUCUUCCGGGUCUUUGCUGUCACCAAAAAAUGGCUUCUCUUGACAGAGUAAAGGUAUUAGUUUUAGGAGAUUCCGGAGUGGGAAAGUCCUCCUUGGUCCACCUGCUAUGUCAGAAUCAGGUGUUAGGAAAUCCAUCCUGGACUGUCGGGUGCUCUGUGGAUGUCCGGGUGCAAGACUAUAAGGAGGGGACCCCGGAGGAGAAAACCUACUACAUUGAACUCUGGGAUGUCGGAGGAUCUGUUGGCUGUGCCAGCAGUAUCAAAAGCACCAGAGCUGUCUUCUACAAUUCAGUUAAUGGAAUUAUGUUGGUACACGAUUUAACAAAUAAGAAAUCCUCUCAGAAUCUUUACCGCUGGUCGCUGGAAGCUUUAAACAAAGAUUCCUCCCCAACAGGAGUGAUCGUCUCAAACGGCAGUGACUAUGACAGAGAGCAGUUUGCUGAGAACCCAGUGCCUCUGCUGCUGAUUGGCACCAAGUUCGACCAAAUCCCAGAGAACAAACGCCAUGAGGUUCUCACUCGGACGGCCUUCCUGUCUGAAGACUUCAAUGCAGAGGAGAUCAAUCUAGACUGCACCAACCCAAGAUACCUCGCUGCAGGCACAUCAAAUGCUGUGAAGCUUAGCAGGUUCUUUGACAAGGUAAUAGAGAAGAGAUAUUUCACAAGAGAUCCAAUUCAGAUGACAGGUUUCACAGACAGGAAACGGUUCAACUUCAAAAGUUUGCACUAUGACUGAAAAUCCAUGACAACCAGCACCUUUCUCUGUGGUUUGACUUUCACACCACAACUAAACCAUCACACUUAUAGGUUUGCUUUCUGUAUCGCCCCCGCUUUCUGAACACUGUUUCAACUGCUCUUGUGUAAAGUCUUAAACGUAUGCUGCGACAACAACACAAGUAACGAUAGAACAGAAUUAUUAUUAGCGUAAUAAAGAUAAAUAUGUACAUAGUUGACAAAGAUGUAAAAAUACAUAAAUGUACUGUGAGAUGUUGCGUUAAAUCAACACAUGUUUUAUUUCUUUUUUUUGUUGUACAAUUGUUUUCACACGCUAAACAUUGAAAUAUUCUAGCUUCAUGAAUAUCAGUACCUGUUUUUUUUUUUUUUUCAACUACACAAAAAAAGAUAAACAAAUUAAAUAUUUCUGAACAUGGUCACAGAUUUUUAGCUAAGAAUUUUUUAAAAAUGCCUUAACACAUGACAUAUUAUUUGCCCAUUAAGUUUGUUAUUUGUUUAAAACAAGAUAAGACUUUCUCAAAUGUGUUGUUUUACUAAGCCAUGCAAUUUACCUCUGAAUUGUGGCUCAUGCUAAAUACAUUUAUUUCUUCAUCACUUCCUUAAUCCAGGGGAGAAAAGAUAUAAUUUUAGUGAAGACAUGGGGAUACUUUGGAUCAUUACAAUCACAUAAAGAGACAAAAGCCGUAAGACCUUGAGGCUUGCCUUUGCAGAUAAGUGGUCCACCGGAAUCCCCCUUUAAAAAAGAAGGCAACACAAAGAGAUGAUUGAGUAGACUGGAAAAGAAUUGAUGCUAUUGUUUUUGAUUAAAUAAAAAAUGAUUCACGUUCACAGCA
Messenger RNA from Eleginops maclovinus (Patagonian blennie), 1572 nucleotides. RefSeq names its product RAB, member of RAS oncogene family-like 3 (gene rabl3). The coding region runs from base 36 to 740 and encodes 234 amino acids. Lineage: Eukaryota; Metazoa; Chordata; Actinopteri; Perciformes; Eleginopidae. The transcript is spliced from 8 exons. Gene Ontology annotation, molecular function: GTPase activity. Gene Ontology annotation, cellular component: endomembrane system. The record is from RefSeq and is a predicted model, not a curated record. Gene Ontology annotation, biological process: intracellular protein transport.